AUGCCCACUCGAUCUGGACUACAAAGACUCCCAGUCACCACUCCUCACUCCGAAUCUGACUCUGACACAGACUCCACUUACAAAGCCAUCAAUCCCACUACCAAACGUAACCGCACUGCAACCACAGCAAGACGAGGUCGAGCAGGGCGAGGGCAAGGAGGGAAAGUCCCAUCAACAUCGAACCGUCCCACCAAGAGGCCUCGACAAGCUGAGGCCACUCUCACCCCUGAGGAACUCGAACUUGACACCCCUUCUGACUCACAGACUCCCACUCUCAUCAACUACCGCCAGUUGGGGCUUCAGUGGGGACGGUCCGUCGCCGAACAGAACUUAGCAUCUCUCGACCUCCCCAAAAACAAUCGCCCUUCAACCAAUGGUCUCUUCAAAGCGCAAGCUCUACAAUCUCAGUAUGACCUGGAUAAGACAAUGUUGUGCAUUGUCCUGAAAUGCAGCCGCAAAGUACUUGAUGAAGCACUUGUAUCACCCAGGCUCGAGGGACCUCUUGCCCGCGAGCCCAACAUGUACACCAACUACCAAACAUAUGGUGUUGUUGCAACCACCACAGCCAUGCCGCCCAAAGGUGUUGCUGAAGGCUUCACAGAAAGGAACCAAAUAGUUGGCCACACUUGGAGUGCGUAUGAAGAAGAUGAACAAGCAAUCUUCACACCUCGCCUAUUCGAACCCCUGUGUGUUGCCACCCACGAGGCUUAUGCACUCACCCAAACCCCAUCCCAACUUGACACCACUUCCACUUCCCAACCCCCCCAGCCUCAGCCUGAUGUUGGCCAACCAGGAGUCGCCAAAAUCACCAAGGAAGAGCUUGAAAAAUAUGUACCAAUAUUCCAGCGGCUGGUCAACUUGAACAAGGUAUCACAUGACAUGCAUGACGGACGUUUAUGGCGCCACAGUGGCAAAAAACGAACUCAAUCAUUAGAAAACCUCCUCAUGCAUGAAAUAGGAAAAGUGGUUCGACAACUCCACGUUCUCAAAAACAAUUUUAACCUCCACUUUCACCUCCUCUUGGCAUGCUGGAACCCAUCUUCACCUAACCGGCGCGCUCUAUUCCAAGAAGAGCACACCUCAAGCCAAAGGUGGGGCAAACUUCAGCUGAAGAACCACCUACUUGAGUGCUUUGCAUUCGAAGCAACCAAAGCUCCAGAGCAUCUUCGCGCAGGACCAAAGCAACCAAGGAUGCUGACAGAAGCGGCUGCUCGACAAGCAAAACAGCGCGCUGACCUUGCCCAAGCCUUGAACAAUUUAAUAUCUCCGCAUCUGCGAGGCGGUUACAUAGGGCGUGGUGAUGCCCAUCCUAAGACGCCUGAUGUCCGUGCCUCCUUUGCUAAAAAGGAGUUUCGAGGCAAGGUCUUUUUAUCUUUCCAACAAACCCCCGAUGCCCUCGUUUCCGACGCCAUGCUUGCCAAAGGCCCCGCCGCCCUUACCAACGACGAAGUUGCCAUGUGGCUGGACGACAUCAACAAUCAAAGAUAUGUUGUGGUUCGCAUGGGAGCUCCCACCAAAGUUGCGCCCCCAGAAGAGGACAGCACCCCAACUGCAGACCAGUUGAUUGACUCACCAACACUUGGCGAAGAAUCAGAUGGAGAACAAGUAAAAAGUACGUUGUUGGGCUUAGGAGGAGGCUCACAACUCACAUGUAUUCAAUUGGCAACUCUCAUGACAAGAGGGAGGGCAUGCCAGUCGCAAGCAAACAGCAAGCGCGCCUUCAGGGCGUGCCCCGCAUGCCCCAAAGGAUUGGAUGAUGAGGUACCGGUACAAACUGUGCCAGAUGUACCGGUACUCCUUCCUCAUCACCAAACGAAACCUACAUGGCCCCAUGCGCCAGGAUCUCUCGGUCCCCAGCCCGUAGAGGCCCCGCGCCCUCGGUCCUUGAUAAAGCAAUCGAUCGAACGAUUGAACCGAUUUGGCCAGGCAAGUUUGUUCCUCCCAAUUCAUCCCAUUCCCUACCUCCUAUCCACUUUUGAUCGAGCGAUCCUUGCGCCAGGAAUCUUUCCUCUUGGCCGGUUCCCUGAGAAAGAUUCCUGUUUAUGUUUAACAAAACAUUGUCCAAGUAAAAGUGAGCUUUUCGAUCUUUUCCUCGAAAGCAACAAUUUCUUAUCAACCUACAGACGUUGGAGCUCUUCAGUUGUUAGAAGAACUCCCUUUUUUCUCGUUCCAACAGGAAAAUCCUUUUACGGACGAAGCAUACCACCAGUCGUUCGGAAUCCACGUUUUAAACUGAACGUAGACGAAGUUCGUACCUUAGCACCUUACAACCCGGCAGACGAAGACCUCCUAGACUACGAAGAGGCAGGAACUUCCAUAAGUACCAGUGGCUUACGGCUCUGCUUGUGUGACGUAGUGGAACAUCAACCGAACGAUCAGCGAAGUAUCGCUCCGUCUACAGCACCAGCUUCGGCGACAAAGAAUCGCUACGCGAAGCCAGCACCGUUGAAACUACGUACGGCAGAUCCGUUUCGAAGCCAAAAGACUUCACCUCGCGAGCCAAGACCAGUGUCACUACUAGAGUUCCAAGCGUCCUUUGGUAGAAAAGGUACCGCCACUCAGAAUCAGUAUCAUCCACAAGCGGCUCCUCGCGAGCACCCAGCGUUGCAGACGCAACAACUACGGUCGGCGAUGAUGAUCGACGAGGUUCCCAACCUCCAGUCAGCAGUCGAAAGCCAAGCACCUCCACCACCACCUCCAAAAGGAGUAAGACGGCCCCUCACGAUAGAAGAGACCGACUUACUCCUGAUGCACAGAGCGAACUACGACGUGUGGGAACAGGCCAAGACCCAGAAAGAUCGAGCAGCCUUCAAGAAAGCGACACUCAAAGGCAAGGCCUCUCACAGACAACUGUCCAAACUGAUGGGCUUCAAGUAUCUAAUGGAGCAUACCAACAGUUGGAACCCAGCGAUCUGGGAUUGGAAUACUUUCGAGCUCAGAGCGAAAGGGAAACCUCCAUCCUCGGACCCCCAUCCACGUCGAAAUCAAACCAGUUCUCGCCAAGGGAAUUCCAACGGCGAACUAGUGAUUCAACUCAUCAGAGAGGCAGGCAAGGCAGUGAGGAACUAG
Melampsora larici-populina 98AG31 is the source of this 3069-nucleotide messenger RNA. RefSeq lists its product as uncharacterized. The record is from RefSeq and is a predicted model, not a curated record. The transcript is spliced from 12 exons. Bases 1 to 3069 code for a protein of 1022 amino acids. Lineage: Eukaryota; Fungi; Basidiomycota; Pucciniomycetes; Pucciniales; Melampsoraceae.